CGCUCGAUCGUGUUUUGUGAUUGAUUUGUGAAAGAUUUAUUUAUUGUGUGGUUGUGUAAAUACUAAAAUAAACAUUUAAGUAUGUUUCCUUUUAAUAAACCUACAAAAAAGUUUGAAUUUAUAUUUCUAGUAGGAAGAUUAUUUACAAUUUUGGGUGUGUAACUACAAUGUCAGUGUACUAUUGAUUUGUUUUACUCUGCGAUCGAAACAUUAAAAACGCUCAACCCACAAGUAAUACAGAAAGAUUUUGAUAUAAAAUAAAUAUAUGCGAUAAUGUAACAAAAAUGAAGACUAAAAGCUUUCUAUUAUUUUCGACGACAGUUUUUGCUGUUAGUAUUUUCCUCAUAAUAUUCCACUCUCAGCCGCCGCAGUCCUUCCAAACUAUUGUUACACAAACGCAUCAACAUAUCAAGGACUUUCAGGUGGCCCUGUCCGGUGAGCAGCAGCGGGAGGAGGAACCAGGUCCGGAGGCAGAGGCACGCUGGCUGGCGGCUGUAGGAUUUUCGGGAGUGGAGGCCUGGCAUAAUACCACGGUACCUGUCAUUGUGACAGUGGCAAGGGGGGACCAGCAUGCUCGCGUCGUGGCCUUUGUCCGCGCCGCCGCCCACCUGCCGUAUACUGUGCUUGUGUACAAUAUUGGCCUGAAGCCCUACUCCUUAGCUGUGGUGUCCAACUACUGCAACUCGUCUAAGUGUGCGGUGAUUGACUUUGAUCUGAGCGUUUUCCCCUCGCACGUCAGUGAUGAGAGCAUCACUGCCUAUCGCCCUCUUGUCAUACAGCACGCGCUGAGCCGGGUGGGCGGCGUGGUGUACAGCGAGGCGGGGUGGCGGUGGACGGGCACGGGCGCGGGGCUGGCGCGGGCGUGGUCGGGGGCGGGGCCGCUCGGCGUGCGCGCCUGGCCGCGCCGCGCCGCCGUCACGUCGCUGACGCACCCGCGCAUGUUCCGCCACCUGCACGCCACGCUCGAGGACUUCCUGUUCGUGCAGCAGCUCGACGCCGAGCGCCUGCUGCUACGCGCGCGCCCCGCCACCGUCGACGUCAUGCGCGCCUGGGUCCGGUGCGCGCUCGCGCUCGACUGCAUCAUGCCCAUCGGUGCGCAGUCCGGUGGGUGCAAGUUCGACAAGAAGCCGCAGUACCGGUACUCGGGGUGCCACGGGCAGGACGCGUCGGCGCUGAGCAUCAUCCUGGGGCUGCGAUCGGGGUUCGAGGAGGGCGCAUACACGGUGCGGGGCGCGCCGCCGUGGCGCCGCGUGGCGGACGGGGCCGCGCGCGCGCUGCUGGCCGGCCUCGAGCGCAACACCACCACGCCGCACGCGCCCGACGCCCGCACCGACCCCGACCCGCUCUGAGCGCACCGCUCCCCUCGCCUCUACCCUCUCCCCCGCCAGCCCCCUGAUCCGCUAUAUUCUAAAGGUCUCAUAAUUUUGUAAGUCUCUUUACGGCUAUAUUUUGUGAAGCGUUGUAUCUUUUCAAACGUUGUCUACUGUCUUUACACGAUAUCUUCGGUUGUUCGCUUGCGAGCGACGUCUCCCCGAGCUCCCGGCUUCCCCAGUGCCCAGUGCCCCGGCGGCGGCGCGCGCCCUGUACAUAUAGCGUAGCCGGCGCGCGCCGCCCGCCGGCCCGCUUUAGUUAGUUCGUAUUUAUUUAUUUGUACGAUAUUUUUGUAUCAGUAUAAUGACUGUGAGUCGUUGUCGGCUGUGUUAUACGCAUAAUAUGAGCAGUAGUUAAUUAUCGUCCCUCGUGAUGUGACCGAGAGUGACGUUUCCGUAGGUUUGUAUGUAAAUUUUCGUUUCGUUGGCGUAGAACGUUAUUUUGUGUGUCGGACACGUUUGUAUAUACCGGGCGACUCGCGAGACAGACGCUGCCCGCGGCCGGUCGCGGAGGGCGACGCGUGCUUACUCUGAACCAAAUAUUAUUUAGGAACAUUUUUGCACAAAUUUCUAGGUAAAGUUAGGCGUAGGAGUUAAGAUCGAAUUCGAAUUUUUAAUACUAUAAAUUACUUCAUAUUGUAUACUCGCAAAUUCGGGCAUAAUAUUAUUUAGAAAUUAUUUUACAUUGUGUAGCGUAAUUUUCCCACGAUUAUUUUAAAAGCAUAGCUAUAGUGGUGUAUUAAAAUAUUAGUUUCGGUUCUUAUUUAUUCGUGACGGUGUUCGUCGUAACGUCGCAGUAACGAGACGACUUAGCGUAAUGAAUGAUCUCACAAUAAUUAUUAGCUCUAACUUAGAUGUAACGAUCAAAAGAUUUUAUUUUAAUUGUCUACUUAGCUGAACAAAUCAAUUUCGCCGACUGAAAAAUACGUAAUAUUUCUGUUACAUUAUUCUGUAAUAACAUAAUUUUUGACAUUCAAUUGCAGACAUAUGAAUAAUACAUAUUGUCUUCUAAUGCGUUGAUCGCGUUUGUUAUUACUGAUCACUGAUUAAGUUUUGUCCAAAAUAAACAU
This is a messenger RNA of Aricia agestis (brown argus), 2440 nucleotides long. RefSeq lists its product as uncharacterized. NCBI's taxonomy places the organism in Eukaryota, Metazoa, Arthropoda, Insecta, Lepidoptera, Lycaenidae. The record is from RefSeq and is a predicted model, not a curated record. Bases 285 to 1349 code for a protein of 354 amino acids. The transcript is spliced from 5 exons.